GGGACCACAGCACUGUCGGCGUUAGCGCUACUGAUAACUUAUGUGCUUGAGCUUCUUGUUUUUUCUCGUAGAAAUCAAACUUUUUUUAGACGAAUACUGGUUAAUCGGCCUUCUCACUUCGCCCUGAGACUGCAUUUACUGACCGGGUCGUCUCUGUUUUUACGAAGUGCCACGCGGAGUGAGAGGACCUCCGUCACGGAUAGAAAGCCAAGCCAAGGGGUAUCCUUAGCUCCGCAGCUAACCAUUUGAGCCGUUCCCUCCGCGCUGUAUGUGCGGCAAUAAUAUGUCAGCGCCUUUAUCUGCUUCCAUUGUGCCUGCCGCCCGAAAAGCCACUGCAGCGGUGAUAUUCCUGCAUGGCCUUGGUGAUACCGGGCAUGGCUGGGCCGAUGCUUUCCAAAGCUUGAGUAUACCACAUGUGAAAUGCAUCUGUCCACAUGCUCCUUCGAUGCCCGUGACCCUGAAUAUGAGAAUGGUGAUGCCAUCUUGGUUUGAUAUUUAUGGAUUAAAUUUCAAUACAAGCGAAGAUGAGGUUGGGAUUAAAAGAGCUUCAGAGAACAUUAAGGCUUUAAUAGAUCAAGAAGUAAAAAAUGGGAUACCGUCUCAUAGGAUUCUCCUUGGUGGAUUUUCACAGGGUGGUGCACUGUCUCUUUACACGGCUCUGACUACUAACCACAAACUUGCUGGAGUACUGGCUCUGAGCUGCUGGUUGCCUCUCCAUGACUCUUUCCCUCAGGCCUCUGCCAAUAGUGUGAACAAGGACAUGCACGUGCUGCAGUGCCAUGGCAAUGCUGACCCUGUUGUUAAUUAUGCUUUCGGCAAAAUGACAGCAGAGAAGAUGCAAACCCUUAUCAACCCAGCCAACUACACUUUUAAAACCUAUCCGGAUCUUUCUCACUGCUCCUGUCCUAAAGAAAUGUCGGACAUAAAGCAUUUCAUAGAGAAGACCCUUCCUCCCAUCGGUAAUGAAUGAAGAGGGCCGUGUGCGCACACACACUUAGUACCAUCAGCACCCUCAACUGAGAACCUGUGGACCCAAGAACUCACUGAACAAGUGGACAGUGAAACCGCGCUUCUGCUAAUCAAACCGGAAUAAAUACAAGACUACGAUUACUCCUCCAGAAAGACAAGACUGUGGGUGACGCCGUAACCCGAAGCCACACACGAUCUCAGACUCUGCUUGUCGAUUGUAUCCGCCAUCAGAAGCCAUUAUCUGCAGGACAAAUGUAGGGCUUUGCAAUUUGGGUAAACAAUUAUCAAUAAAAGGUUAUUAUUGAUUUUGUUAAUGCAGUGUGUGUAGUUCAACUAUUGUAAUGAUUGAAAUAUCUCUAAACUUGGAGCUGAUUUCUUGUUUUUUGAGAAUUUAUUAGGUGAGAAAAGUAAUUGAAAAGAACUGUUUUGCGAUUAUUUGCUUGGGGUGAUCAGUAUAUGAAGUGGAUGUACUAUUUUUGCGUAAUCUUUAGAAUAUGUAGGCAUAAUGCCUUGAAUGCAACCUAAUAUGCAAGUUGUAAACAUAUCACAUGAAACAAGGAUACAAUUGUGCUUUAUUUCAUUUGUAAUAAUUAAAAUAACUAGUCGACAUAACUCCCUUUUUAAAUACAUAAAUAUAUCAGUGGUCA
This is a messenger RNA of Periophthalmus magnuspinnatus, 1616 nucleotides long. RefSeq names its product lysophospholipase 1 (gene lypla1). The coding region runs from base 269 to 970 and encodes 233 amino acids. Gene Ontology annotation, biological process: protein depalmitoylation. Gene Ontology annotation, molecular function: palmitoyl-(protein) hydrolase activity; carboxylic ester hydrolase activity. Gene Ontology annotation, cellular component: cytoplasm. The transcript is spliced from 9 exons. NCBI's taxonomy places the organism in Eukaryota, Metazoa, Chordata, Actinopteri, Gobiiformes, Gobiidae. The record is from RefSeq and is a predicted model, not a curated record.